Molecule: messenger RNA, 2520 nt
Organism: Eruca vesicaria subsp. sativa (arugula)
Lineage: Eukaryota; Viridiplantae; Streptophyta; Magnoliopsida; Brassicales; Brassicaceae
Source: the annotation of a GenBank genome assembly
AAAUAAUCCCUUUGCUUCAGACAAAACUUCUGUCUUUGAUUCUGGAAAACAUGUCUCCUCUUGUGUUUAGCUUUAUCAUUUGCAUGUUCAUUAAUCUGUCACAAGGAAUGCAAAUGCCUUACAUGACUUCUGAUCCAAGAGACGUCUCCGGCAAGUCAUUCGAUUACAUUGUUGUUGGAGGUGGAACUGCAGGAUGUUCUUUAGCAGCAACUCUCUCUGAAAAAUUCUCUGUUCUUGUCAUUGAACGUGGUGGCUCUCCUUAUGGAGAUCCAUUAGUAGAAGAAAGAAAAUACUUUGGAUACUCACUUCUAAAAACAAACGAGUACACAUCUGUUGCGCAAAGUUUCACAUCAAGAGAUGGAGUUGAGAACUACAGAGGACGCGUUCUUGGUGGAUCUUCAGCUAUAAACGGCGGAUUCUACAGCCGAGCUAGCGAGGAGUUUGUGAAGAAAGCUGGUUGGGACAAAGAUCUUGUUCAAGAUUCUUACAAAUGGGUUGAGUCUAAGGUUGUCUUCAUGCCGGAGUUGACUCAAUGGCAAUCCGUUGUGCAGUUUGGCUUUCUUGAAGCGGGGUUUUAUCCUUACAAUGGGUAUAACUUGGAGCACAAGCAAGGGACGAAGAUUGGUGGGAGCAUAUAUGAUCAGUGUGGGAAGAGGCAUACAUCUGCAGAUCUUUUAGGGUUUGGGAGACCAAACCACAUUACCGUUCUUCUAAACGCGACGGUGAAGAGUGUAAUCUUUGAUGGUAAUAAGACUAAAGCUGUUGGAGUUAGGUUUAUGAAGAGUGAUGGGAGCUCAAGUAAGAGCUAUAAAGUUCAUGUUGAGAAGCGUAGAGGUGAAGUUAUACUCACUGCUGGAGCUUUAGGUAGUCCACAGAUUCUCCUCUUAAGCGGGAUAGGACCAGAGGAUCAUCUAAACGAUCUCAACAUCCCUGUAGUUGUCAACCUUAGGGACGUAGGGAGAAGAAUGUCGGAUAAUCCAGCGAUCUCUCUUCUUGUUGAUAGAUUCUCACAAAACCGCACACUCGAGCCACCUCAAGUCGCAGCGAUAGCAGAAGGAUACAAGUACAUACUCGAAUCAGAGGUUCUUCCAACGAACAUCACCACAACAAGAAUCUCCAUAGCAGCGAAAAUCGCGUUCCCUAAGUCCAGAGGGAGGCUCAAGCUUAAUACCACAAACCCUAGAGAGAACCCUUCAGUGAAAUUCAAUUACUUGGGAAACAAGGAAGACCUCGAGGCUUGCUUAGAGAUGGUUCUUCUUCUUCAACACGUUGCUAGGUCAGAGACUGUGACGUUUUACCUAGGGUUGCAGAACCGGGAGAAGCUUUUGGCUGGUGAUGAUGAGCUUAAGGGGUUUUGUAAAGACAAUGUGAGGACUUAUUAUCAUUACCAUGGAGGUUGUGUGGUGGGAUCUGUGGUUGAUGAGGAUUAUAAAGUUAGUGGUGUGAAGAGGUUAAGAGUUGUUGAUGGCUCAACGUUUGAAGAGUCACCAGGAACAAACCCUAUGGCUACGGUUUUGAUGUUGGGAAGAUAUCAAGGAAUCAAAAUACUUAAAGAGAGAGAAGCAAAGAAAGAAGGAGAUGAGAGCUUUCUUAGUCCUCAAGGAAGUCCACAACCACAGCCCUAAAACAUUCUUACCCUUUUCAGACAGCAAUCUCUGUUCUGUUUUCUUUGUGCAAUGAAUUAUGUUUUGUUGUAAUGAAUCAAUUUUCAGUAACCAAUUCUUAUUAAAAAUGGAAACAUUUAAAAAAAAAAAAACAAAAAGAAUAUACACAAGUUUCUUGUAAUCCAAACCUAACUCUAAGCCUCUGUUCCAUCUGGAGGGUUUGCAUCAUCGUCACUAACAACAGAGAGUCCAAUCCAAACCCCAACUUUCUUCUCUUCUUCAACUUCCUCAACAGGCAUCUCGUACCUACACAACGGACACGUGGCGUGUCUCCCCAGCCACUCCUCCACACACUUCGAGUGAAACUUAUGCUUACAAGGCAUCUCCGCCGCCACGUCACCUACCGACCACUCGUCAAGACAAAUCGAACACCCUCCUUUUCCUAUCUCCUCGUCUUCUCCGAUCACGACACGUGGCAUACUCUCCACCGACGAUUUCGACGCGGGAGAUCUCCCCUGUUUCUCAGAAACGUCGCCGUUUAAAAAAUCCUCGAGUCCGACAGGCGAUCUGAUCACUACUACUCUCUGGAUCACCGAACCACCGCCCUCGCCGGCUUCUCCGGCUGAAGUAAAAUUCACCGGUGAGAAUCCGUCUCCUUCGAUCAUCCUUCGGAACACAGCCGCUAACUCUAAAAAAUCCGCCUCUGAAGACAUCACGCAAACACAAUUAAGAUUGAAAGGAGAGAUCUUUUUGAGAGAGAACAAGAAAAGGAGCUAACUUUAUUAAGGAAAAGGAAACUGAGCAAAAAAAUUAGAUACAAAUCUGUGAAGCAAAGAGUCAAGAGAUUUAUAUAUAUGUUAGCGGAGAUGUUUUACAGUGAAGCUGGCAAAAAGGAAAUAAACGAAAGGUUAGAGAA